Lactuca saligna is the source of this 945-nucleotide messenger RNA. NCBI's taxonomy places the organism in Eukaryota, Viridiplantae, Streptophyta, Magnoliopsida, Asterales, Asteraceae. The record is from the annotation of a GenBank genome assembly.
AUGGGUUACCUGUUAUCUCCGACAUCACCCGCCGGAAAAUGGAUGGGCUUUGUCACCGCCGUGUGGGUUCAAGCCAUAUCUGACGUCGGAAAAGCGUUUGGGAUCCUCGCUGGUCUUGCCUCCGACCGUAUAUCACCUUCCGCCCUCCUUCUCAUUGGUUCAAUUGAAGGUUUCAUUGGUUAUGGCGUCCAAUGGCUCGUCGUUAGCCAGAGAAUCCAACCUCUUCCUUACUGGCAGAUGUGCAUAUUUUUGUGUAUGGGAGGAAACAGUACGACAUGGAUGAACACUGCGAUUUUAGUAACUUGCAUUCGCAAUUUCCGGAAGAACAGAGGUCCAGUUUCCGGAAUCCUUAAAGGUUACGUCGGAUUAAGCACUGCAAUCUUCACUGAUAUAUGUACAGCUCUCUUCAACAACGAUCCAGCACGUUUUCUCCUCAUGCUAACUGUCGUUCCCUUUGUCGUCUGUCUCUUCGCCAUCGUCUUCCUCCGUGAAAUUCCACCGUCCUCCACCGCCGCGGAAGAAAAAUCCGAAACUCGUUACUUCGCUAUAUUCAACGUCCUCGCCGUCUUCAUCGCUCUUCUCCUUUUAUCAGUUCCGGUGUACCUCGCGAUUCAAAACCUAAUCCGUUCAAACCACAAAACCCUAGACGUAGAAGCAACUGCAAACACAACAACCGAACCUUUGCUUACACAGCAAGAAGAACAAACCACCGAGACUGUGGCGGCGGUGGUAGAUGAGUCAAAGGCAGCGUUAACGGUGGUGGAAAAGAUGCCACCGGUUAUCGGAGAAGAACACACGGUGUUUGAGGCGUUGCAAACCGUAGAUUUUUGGAUUUUGUUCGUAUCGUUUCUCUGUGGGGUAGGAACGGGUCUUGCAGUUCAGAACAAUAUGGGUCAAAUGGGUCUGGCCUCGGGUACGCUGACGUGUCAAUAUUCGUUUCGCUGA